Molecule: messenger RNA, 1497 nt
Organism: Brassica rapa (field mustard)
Lineage: Eukaryota; Viridiplantae; Streptophyta; Magnoliopsida; Brassicales; Brassicaceae
Product: nucleosome assembly protein 1;2
Biological process (GO): nucleosome assembly
Cellular component (GO): nucleus
Source: RefSeq, a predicted model, not a curated record
UCGCUGGGCUGUCAAACCCCAAAAAACUAGGGUUUUAAAAGGUUUCUUUUUUAUCUUCCUCGCUUCCUUCGCCAGUCUCUCCAUUCUCUCUUGCUUGCGAAGAUGAGCAGCGACAAGGACAACAACUUGAACAUGUCUGAUCUCACUGCCGCUCUUAACGAGGAGGAUCGAGCGGGGCUUGUCAACGCUCUUAAGAACAAGUUGCAGAGUUUGGCUGGACAACACUCAGAUGUCCUUGAGAACUUGAGUCCUGCUGUCAGGAAGCGUGUUGAGGUUCUUAGAGACAUUCAGAACCAACAUGAUGAAAUUGAAGCAAAGUUUUUCGAGGAGAGAGCAGCCCUAGAAGCUAAAUAUCAGAAAUUGUAUCAGCCUUUCUAUACCAAGCGAUAUGAGAUUGUCACCGGAGUGGUUGAAGUUGAAGGUGCACCAGAAGAAGCAAAAACAGAACAAGGAGAAGAUAAAGCUGCUGAAGAGAAAGGAGUACCUGAUUUCUGGCUUAUCGCACUGAAGAACAAUGAAAUUACAGCUGAGGAGAUAACUGAGCGAGAUGAAGGAGCUCUCAAGUAUCUCAAAGACAUCAAGUGGAACAGGGUUGAAGAACCAAAAGGGUUCAAGCUCGAGUUUUUCUUUGAUGAGAACCCUUACUUCAAGAACACAGUCUUGACCAAGACAUAUCACAUGAUUGAUGAAGAUGAGCCUAUCCUUGAGAAGGCCAUUGGGACGGAGAUUGAGUGGUAUCCUGGAAAAUGUUUGACUCAGAAGAUCCUUAAAAAGAAGCCAAAGAAGGGAUCCAAAAACACAAAGCCGAUCACUAAGACCGAGGAGUGUGAGAGUUUCUUCAACUUUUUCAGUCCACCUCAAGUUCCUGAUGACGAGGAGGAUCUUGAUGAUGACAUGGCUGAAGAACUCCAAGCCCAAAUGGAGCAUGACUAUGAUAUAGGAUCAACCAUUAAAGAGAAAAUUAUCUCGCAUGCGGUGUCAUGGUUCACUGGGGAAGCUGUUGACCCAGAUGACCUUGAGUUGGAUGAUGAUGAGAUUGAUGAAGAUGAUGAUGAGGAGGACGAGGAAGAUGAUGAUGAAGAGGACGAAGAUGAUGAUGAGGAGGACGAGGAAGAAGAACAAGGAAAGAAAAGCAGAAAGAAGUCAUCAGCUGGGCACAAGAAGUCUGGAAGAAGUCAGCUUGCGGAAGGUCAACAAGGUGAGAGACCACCGGAGUGUAAGCAGCAGUGAGGAGUUGCGCUUAUUUAUGAAGAAGAGAAGAAAGAAAAGAGUCUGGUCUUUGUGAGACGAGGUCGUGUUUCUUAAUAUGGAGAGUCAUGGUCUAGUUUAUAUGAUUUAAGUAUCAAGUUUUGGGUGGUCGUUUGUUUUUUUUUAAAACAAAAUUGUUCUUUGGUUUGGUUUGGUUUGGUUUGGUUUGUGUCUUAUUUUUUAUUUUGUAAUGUGUGGUCUCGAUGAACUGGUCUGAAUUAUUGUCGAAUUGGUCAAAUUUUUAGUCAA